AUGGCACACAGGCUCAGCCUGGCUGGCUGGCGUUGGCCAGCAACCCAGCUGCGCUGUGGCAGCGUGCCCAGUCCUCUCCCCAGCCUCUCUCCGCCUCGCCGCCACUCGCCCUCUGCCCCGCAGGCCAUCGCUCCGGGACCGCACCGCAUUCUGCUGGGGUCGGGCGCGGCCACGCCGCCGCUGCUGGUGGAGGCGUUGAUGGGGAGGGGCGCUGAGCUGGCGGGGAGUGAGGUGGUGCACCUGCUCACCCUGGGGCCUGCACCGUAUGCUGAAGAGCCCGCCUGCGCCCACUUCCGCCACACCGCAUAUUUCAUCGGCCCCAACACGCGGCCCGCGGUGGCGGCCGGCCGUGCCGACUGGCUGCCCAUGCACCUGUCUGAGCUGCCAGCCCUGGUGGCUUCGCCCGAGCAGGGGGUGGAUGUGGCGCUGAUCCAGGUGGGCGCCGCCUGGAGCUGCUGGCUGGCCUGCCGCCCCGACGCCCACGGCUUUGUCAGCCUGGGUGCGUCGGUGGACGUAGGCCACGCCGGGUGGCAGGCAGCCACCUCUGUGCUGGCAGAGGUGAACGGCAGCAUGCCCCGCACACACGGCGACACCUUUGUUCCGGUGGAAGCCAUAGACUGCUUCGUACACAACGACAGCCCGCUGCCGGAGCUCGCCCCGCCGGCGGGGCCCCCGGACGAGGUGUCUCUGGCCAUUGGGCGGCACGUGGCAGCGCUGGUGCCAGACGGCGCAACGCUGCAGAUGGGCAUCGGCAAGAUCCCAAACGCGGUGGCACACGCUCUGCGGGAUCACAAAGACCUUGGCCUGCACACCGAGGUGCUGACAGACGGCGUGGUGGAGCUGGUGCAGCGGGGGGUGGUCACCGGGGCGGCCAAGUCGUUCCUGCGGCACAAGGCGGUGGCGGCGCUGGCGCUGGGCUCCACGGAGCUCUACGCCUGGAUGGACGACAACCCCUCCCUCUCCAUGCACCCCUCCUCCUUCACCAACGACCCUGCUGUCAUUGCCCGCAACGACCGCAUGGCCGCCAUCAACGCAGCGCUGUCCGUAGAUCUGACGGGGCAGGUGGCGUCAGACACAUUGGGCGGCAGCUUCUACUCGGGCAUCGGCGGCCAGGUGGACUUCCUGCGCGGCGCGGCCCGCAGCCGCGGCGGCCUGCCCAUCAUCGCCCUGCCCUCCACCGCGGCCGGCGGUGCCACCUCCCGCAUCCUCCCUGAGCUCGGCGCCGGCGCUGGGGUGACCACCUGCCGCGGAGACGUGCACUGGGUGGUGACAGAGUACGGCGCGGCGCAGCUGUGGGGGCGCAGCGUGCGGCAGCGGGCCGCCGCGCUCAUCGGCAUCGCCCACCCUGCGUUCCGGGAGGGGCUGCGCGAGCAUGCGCGCGCGCGGCGCUGGCUGUGA
Molecule: messenger RNA, 1398 nt
Organism: Chlorella variabilis
Lineage: Eukaryota; Viridiplantae; Chlorophyta; Trebouxiophyceae; Chlorellales; Chlorellaceae
Exons: 9
Coding region: 1-1398 (465 amino acids)
Biological process (GO): acetate metabolic process
Molecular function (GO): acetate CoA-transferase activity
Source: RefSeq, a predicted model, not a curated record